AUGGCGCAUGGCCGUCAGGACUAUCCUAUGGUCUUGAAGCGCCUUAAAGUGGGCGUGAGGCAGCUGCAGAAGAAUGCCAAAGCGUGCGCGAAACUGGAGGUCACCGAACUGAAACGGACCAAGAUAGCUAAGAAGAAAGGCUGUUUCGAGGUGGCCAAGACACAUUCGGAAAAUGCCAAGAAGCAGAAGACCCAGUCGUAUAACUACCUACGGACCAGCUCGUAUCUGGAUUACGUCGUCUGCAAGCUCGAGGACGCGUUGCAGCGCGACAAAGACGAAUUCAUCUUCGACGUGAUGCGCACCAUCGACGAGGUGCUCAACACCAACGACCUCGCCAAGAUCUUCAGGGUGGUACGCGGCUGCGAGGAGAUUAUGGAAGGCAUGGCCAGAUCGAGCCCGUUGGACAAGGUGCCGGACAGGACGCCGACCAUCCUCCUGCAGAGUAUGAUUGACAAGGAAGACCUCACAUUGCAGCUCCUGCACACACCCAGUUUUAUUUCUGAAUACGAUAAUUCCAACUCCAACGACCGGCUGCAGAAGGUUGACAAAUAA
This is a messenger RNA of Cimex lectularius (bed bug), 552 nucleotides long. RefSeq names its product charged multivesicular body protein 1b-2-like. Bases 1 to 552 code for a protein of 183 amino acids. The transcript has a single exon. NCBI's taxonomy places the organism in Eukaryota, Metazoa, Arthropoda, Insecta, Hemiptera, Cimicidae. The record is from RefSeq and is a predicted model, not a curated record.